AUGGCUGAGUUUGGGGAUCUUUUGAGGGCUCUGGGGGAGUUUGGGCUCUACCAGAAACUGCUGAUCCUGCUCCUCUCCCUCCCACUGCUUCUCAAUCCUUUCCAAAUGGUUGGCCAAGUCUUCAUGGUUGUGGAAGUGCCUCACCACUGUGACACCAGCUGGAUCCGCGCCGUCGGCCCCAACCUGACGGAGUCUGGGCAUGGGAACAAGAUGAUCCAUGAUCAUACUGAGGGUUUUUUUGACCUGGUGUGUGACAGGGCGUUCCUGAACGACGUCUCCCAGUCCAUCUACAUGGCUGGGCUUCUCAUUGGAGCCAUGGUCUUUGGGAUGCUAAGUGACAGGAUAGGCAGGCGGCCAGUCUUCCUCAUCUGCAUCCUCAUCCAGGGGGUGUUUGGCCUGGGAAUUGCCUUCGUGCCCCAUUUCUAUGUGUUCAUGGCCUUCAGGUGUGUCGUGGGAGCUGCAGUGUCAGGAAUUAUGAUUGUAGGCGUAUCCCUGGACCAGCCCGUGGUAAUCACUGUCCUGGCCAUCAUUGGCAAGUUCACAGCCACGGCCGCUUUCUCCACCUCCUACGUCUACGCCGCUGAGCUCUUCCCCACCAUCCUCAGGUUUGCAGACAGCAUUGUCUACUAUGGGCUGAGCCUCAGCGUGACAGAUUUUGGUCUGGACAUCUACCUGACACAGCUGGCCUUUGGGGCAGUGGAGCUUCCAGCUCGAAUUUCCUGCAUUUUCCUGCUGGAGUGGUUUGGAAGGAAGAAAGUGCAGGGCAUUCUCCUGUUCCUGGCUGGCCUGAUAUGUCUCAUCCUCACUGGCAUCCCUGAAGGUGAACCUUCCCAGCCUCCAAAGCCAUAG
Messenger RNA from Pyrgilauda ruficollis (rufous-necked snowfinch), 849 nucleotides. RefSeq names its product solute carrier family 22 member 13-like. Lineage: Eukaryota; Metazoa; Chordata; Aves; Passeriformes; Passeridae. Gene Ontology annotation, biological process: transmembrane transport. The coding region runs from base 1 to 849 and encodes 282 amino acids. The transcript is spliced from 6 exons. The record is from RefSeq and is a predicted model, not a curated record. Gene Ontology annotation, molecular function: transmembrane transporter activity.